Molecule: messenger RNA, 501 nt
Organism: Acaulospora morrowiae
Lineage: Eukaryota; Fungi; Glomeromycota; Glomeromycetes; Diversisporales; Acaulosporaceae
Source: the annotation of a GenBank genome assembly
AUGAACGAUAAGUUGAAUACUGUAACGGCGCAAGUACAUGAUACAAAACAAAAAGUUGAAGUAAAUGAAACUUGGCAGAAACAUAAGUUUGAAAAAUCACGCGAUCAACAUGAGUAUGAUGCCUUACGAAAAAUCGGCAAAGAAUUAGACCUAGCAAUGGAAUCUCACAGUACGAUGGAAGUGGUGGACCAUAUAAAUAAUGCACGAGAAAUAGCAUCCAAUCGUAUAUUUACACUAAGAGGAAAGGAUUUGUUAAUUGAAAAAGCGAAGACAUUAGUGGAAGUAAAAAAGGUGAAGCGACAAAAAACAUAUGAACUACCAAAAACAAACAAUCAUACCUAUUGGGGAAGCAAUUAUCGGGAUUCAGAAAAGUUUUUUCGAGCCAACCAGAGAAGCAAAAACAAUAAUCCAAAUUCCGGCAAGUGCUAUAUCUGUGAAGGAUAUGGACAUAUUGCGAAUGAAUGCCCAUCAGACCCGAACAAAGACAAUUACAAACAAUGA